UUUCCACUCUUUCCAAACCUCCCGGUUGAGCUGCGCAUCCAGAUAUGGCAAAACGCCCUGCCUGAUAAUAUUGGACCAGCUCUAUACAUGUACAAGCGGGGUUGUUGGAGGCAUCGACUCUUGACGGAAUCUGAAUACGGGUAUACUCCAACCGGGGACGAGAAUGACAACUGGGUACUGGAGUUCUGCUAUGCCCUCCUAGGCGACUCUCAACUCAAUAUCACCUUGCUAUUCGUCAAUAGUGAAGCCCGUGACGUUGCCCUCGCUUGGGCUGCGAAGCAGGCCCCAGACACGCGCAUAGUCGAGAAGGACAGCUUGAUGAUGCUCGUACGCCCCUUCAAGCCAGAGUCCGACGCCAUUUAUGUAACAGUGGACGAUUGGGAUACCUUCCUUGGCGAGGAAUCCGAGCUGCCAUAUGACUUGGGCUGGGACCGCAUAGACCGGAUUUACGGCUCGCACUGCGCAGUUACUCGCCUUGCUGUGCCUGAGGCUUUGUUCCGACAGAAAGAAGAUCAUUGGAGAUGCCUGACAGACUUGUUCAUAUCCUGGUCAUGUGUGGAGACGUUGUACAUCGUUGCUGACCCGCAGCCCGAGAUGCUGGCUUCGACUGGCGAUGAAAGCGUAUUGUUGCGGUGCGAGAUCGACGAGGUGCAAGGCCCGGGGCUGCUUUGGAAGAGC
Messenger RNA from Cryphonectria parasitica EP155, 678 nucleotides. RefSeq lists its product as uncharacterized. The annotation marks the transcript as partial. NCBI's taxonomy places the organism in Eukaryota, Fungi, Ascomycota, Sordariomycetes, Diaporthales, Cryphonectriaceae. The record is from RefSeq and is a predicted model, not a curated record. The transcript has a single exon.